This is a messenger RNA of Cryptosporidium muris RN66, 2247 nucleotides long. Its product is annotated as protein kinase domain-containing protein. The record is from RefSeq and is a predicted model, not a curated record. Gene Ontology annotation, biological process: protein phosphorylation; regulation of mRNA processing; spliceosomal complex assembly. The transcript has a single exon. Gene Ontology annotation, molecular function: ATP binding; protein kinase activity. NCBI's taxonomy places the organism in Eukaryota, Apicomplexa, Conoidasida, Eucoccidiorida, Cryptosporidiidae. The coding region runs from base 1 to 2247 and encodes 748 amino acids.
AUGAAAUCCACAGUAAAUAUAUCUAGUAUCCAAAAUAUAGACUAUACAGACUCUACAAAGCAUACACAUGGAAGCUUAAGUUAUAAUUUAGUAAAGGGUAUGAAUAGUAAUUCUAACAUAUUACAAGAUUAUGAUGAGGCCACUAUACCAGCAAAUAGUUGGGAUGAAGUACAAGAGGACUAUAGGCCAGGUGGGUAUCAUCCAGUAUAUGUUGGAGAGAUAUAUAAUACGAAAUAUUUGAUUGUUUCAAAAUUGGGAUGGGGUCACUUCUCUACUGUUUGGUUGGCUGUUAACUUAUCUAGUAAACCACUACAUUAUGUUGCACUCAAAUUUCAGAAAGGUGCCCCUGAAUACAAAGAAGCAGCAUAUGAUGAAAUAAAUAUAUUGACUGUAAUUAGGAAAAAUAAAGAAAAUGAAGAGUGGAAUAGUAAUUUAGAAACAAUUUAUGAAAUAUAUAAAGAGGAAUAUUUGAAACCUAAAUCAAGUAAUUUUACCGGUGUGGUUGAUUAUAUAGACUCUUUUGAAGUUAGUGGCCCUAAUGGACAUCAUGUUUGUAUGGUAUUUGAGGUAAUGGGACCAAAUAUUUUACAUUUGGUUAGUUUAUAUAAAUACAAGGGAAUACCAAUAGAUCUUGUUCGAAAGAUUGCAGUACAUAUAUUGAUUGGAUUAGACUAUUUACAUAGAAUUUGUGGUGUUAUACAUACAGAUAUUAAGCCUGAAAAUAUAGUUGUAUCAAGUGAUUCACUUCCAAUGAUACCAAUUAAUGAAGUUAAUAAAGAAGAUCCUGAAUUAUACUUGGUAAAUACAGAGAAUAAUAGACCUGGAGAACAAUUUGAAAUGAGUAGACCUAUGAAUGCAAAAGAAAGGAGAAAACUACGAAGAAAGAAUCGUAGGAAACUCAAACAAAUAAUGAAGAAUUCUAAAGAUAACUGUUCUAUAAAUUGUCAAGGUAAUGAGAUAUACUUUGCAGAUUCUGGUGCAGAUAAAACUGAGAAUUUGAAGGGUCAAUCAGUUUUAUCUGAAGAAAGUAAGGAAAUAUCUGAAAAAGGUCUUCAAAAUAAACUAGAUUAUAAUAGACGACUUGCUACUCCUCCUUUUAUUCGUCUCCACUUAAAACCAAUGCCCUCAGAUCCCACAUGUAUUAGUUACUAUCAAAUUAAAUAUAAUGCUACAGUGGGUAGAAAUUUUAAUAAUCAAGUAUACUCUGAUCAAAUGGAUAUUUCUGAUAUUUUAACUUCAACAACUCAAUUUCCUAUGAUACAACGUCCUUAUCAUUAUCAUUUAUAUGAAGCAUAUCAUCCACAUCAAUAUAUUGGCGAAGAUGAACAACGUUAUACUCACUUACUACCUCUAUCCCAAUGGAAUAAACAAUAUAUAGAAACUGAUAAUGAUUUUAAUGGAUAUGGGAAAGAAAAUAUCUCAAUAAAUUCAUGCAAGACUUUGGAUCAGAAAACAAUAAAAUAUAAAGGUUUUAUGGAAUAUAUUGGGAAUUUAAUACGUGAAAGUAGCAAUAAUCCGAAUCUAUUCUCUAGUAAUACAUCAGAAUAUCGGAUAGUAGAUUUAGGGAAUUCAUGUUGGAUUAAUAAGCAUUUUAGUGAUGAUAUACAAACUAGGCAAUAUCGAAGUCCAGAAGUUAUUGUUGGAUCUGGAUAUGACAAUACUGCAGAUAUAUGGAGUUUUGGAUGCACAAUAUUUGAAUUAUUAACUGGUGAUUUAUUAUUCACACCAAAAUCUACAGCACACUUUUCUUGUGAUGAUGAUCAUUUAGCCCAAAUGAUCGAGCUUUUGGGUGAUUUUCCAACUUCUCUAAUAACAAAAGGUAAAAAAUCUAAAAAGUUUUUUACGAAACAUCAUAAAUUACAAAGGAUAACAAAAUUACAAUUUUGGGAUUUAGAGUCUGUUCUUGUAAAUAAAUAUCGCAUUCCAAAACCAGAAGCUCAUAAUUUUUCAUUAUUUUUACUUCCAUUUUUAUCUUUGGAUCCAUGUUCUAGACCUAAAGCUUAUGAUAUGUUAAACCAUCCAUGGUUAAAAUUAAGGGGUAUGAGCACUGACUAUUUGGAGAAUAUGUUGGCUAAAGUAGAAAGACCUUUACAGUUUACAAUAGAGGAUACAGUUAUCAGAGAUAUUCAACAGUUGCAUAUUGGUGACAAAGAAGAGUUGACAAAUAAUAGACCUAUAUCUAUACAACAGGAAUUAGCUGAUUGGUUCAUAUCCUUUAAACAAAAUCUCAAUAAAAUAUCCAAUUAG